AUGGGAAUGAGGACGGGGACGGUCAUACUUGCUGGGAAUGAUUAUUGCAAUCGAGUUACUGUACUAGGAAGGAACUGCGACAAUCUGCAUCGGGUUAAAGCUGCGAGAGAAGUAAGCGGCCGGGGUGGUGGUGGUGGUGGUAGUGGUGAUGCUUAUCCUGCAGGGUACGGCACAGUCAGUGCUUAUCUAGCCCAAGUGACGCAGUACCUUGGAGAUGCAGGCGAAGAUGCAAGUACCAAGUACCUGCCCCCAAGCUACUGUACUAAGAGUGUCGGAAGAGUUGGAGUGGAGAGGGUGCAACAUUCUGUUGUAAGGCUGUGCCAUGGAACUACCACUAGUCUGAUUACCGGUGGAUCAUGGAUUCUGGGUAGUGCUGACGGGAGUGCCUUGUUGCAAGCCAUGGAACGUGGUAGUCAGGAUAUGUGGUUGCUUGGCGGGGUAGCGUGGGCUUGGCCGGGCGGGUAG
Molecule: messenger RNA, 465 nt
Organism: Aspergillus niger
Lineage: Eukaryota; Fungi; Ascomycota; Eurotiomycetes; Eurotiales; Aspergillaceae
Exons: 7
Coding region: 1-465 (154 amino acids)
Source: RefSeq, a predicted model, not a curated record